Aspergillus melleus is the source of this 1203-nucleotide messenger RNA. RefSeq lists its product as uncharacterized. The record is from RefSeq and is a predicted model, not a curated record. The transcript has 3 exons. Lineage: Eukaryota; Fungi; Ascomycota; Eurotiomycetes; Eurotiales; Aspergillaceae. Bases 1 to 1203 code for a protein of 400 amino acids.
AUGUCCCCUAAAAAUGGCGGAAACACUCUUAGACUUCUGCCCGUCGAGAUAUGGAAAUCUAUCUUUGACUAUCUUCGUUGGGAGUCCUGGGCCACACUUCUAUCGCUGAAUCUGGCAUGCUGUUAUUUCCACCUGAUGGUAACGCCCUACAUCUUCAGAGCUGUUCAUGUCCAGUUCCUUCGAUACAAACAUUUAGAACUAGGCGUCUUUGCAAACUGUGGAUACAAUAAGACCAUCAAUCUUCCGUUAAAUGGAAUGAAUAAACAAGAAACUGAGCAGCUGAGAGAGGCUACGUGCAAAUUGAACCCGCUUCUUGAGCAAAACGUAGGCGCGAGAAUAUUUCCUCAUGUUCACGUUCUCACCGUCUCCUAUGGACCAUCCUACAGUGAGGAUGUUCACAGCGAAUCAAUUGGCAGACUGGUGGCCAACCUACCUAAUCUCCAGACCAUUAGAUGGCGUGGCAUCCCCUUCCCUCCGCAUCUGUUUAGGGACCUUCGUUGCAGACAAACGCCCCCUGAGCUCUACUUCGAGGGCGCACCGGAAGAGAUCGUGGGCAAUGAUCUGCUCGUAGGCGCUCCUUUCAUCAGAUCUCUCAGCAUAACCUACCUUCCUAUCACCCUAUCCCCCAGUCACGCAGAACUCAACGACAAACUGGGAGCGGUCAUCCUCUCCCUUCCCAACCUGGAGCGGUUGAUACUCAAGCAGUAUGGCAUACAUACAGAAAAAAUUUCUUACUUACGGCCGCCCUUCCACUUGCCCGGUGACAGCGCGCUGCCAAACCUUCGAACCCUCACCAUAUCGCGGUUUCAUAUCGAUUCGGAACAAGCAGCCGCGUGGGCACAGUGUCUUCGACAUGGAAAACUACGGCAAUUAACCCUAGAGGGAACCGCUGAGAUGUGCAAAUUGAUGGAAAGAUUGCAAUCUACCGAUUGCGUCACGAAUUUGGACUCGUUCACGAUACGCCUUGUCGGUGAUAUUACCCCUCGAUGCAGCUCGAUUCUACGUGCCGUAAAAGUACCCUUUUACGGCACUUCUCCAACCUACAAGCGUUCAUGGCAUUUGGUCUCCCUACUUAUAUUCUGGACACAGCGGUGCAUCAUCAAGGUCAACAUCUACGCCAGCUUCGCUUUCGACAAAGCGGCCUUUCAUCAGUCCCAACUCCAGUCGCGGAAAAAUUUCGCGGCCUUUCAUCCGAGCAGAUAG